Messenger RNA from Bactrocera oleae (olive fruit fly), 3572 nucleotides. RefSeq lists its product as uncharacterized. NCBI's taxonomy places the organism in Eukaryota, Metazoa, Arthropoda, Insecta, Diptera, Tephritidae. The record is from RefSeq and is a predicted model, not a curated record.
ACGUCGACCUUACAACGUGUUAGUUCGUUGCCAUCAAUACGGUGAACUGAAGUGUGCGAGCAAAGUAAAUAAGUGCGUGUGUUAUUUUGAGAGAGUGAUCUUUUUGCAGUUAAAUAGCUGACUGUGUGACAUUCAACAAAACUGUGCAAUGUAUUUUGUGAAAUAGUUAUGUCUUGAUAGCAAGCUUACAAAACUUUUGAAAGCAGUUAAAAGUACUUUAGAUGGCUUUAAAAAGAAGAGAGAAAUAUUCUGACGGUUUUUAAAUGUAAUAAGCUAGAAAAAUAGCUUCAAACUGAGAGAAUAAAAAAAAACUUUAACACAAGUGAUAUUAUAACAUAGUCUUAAAAAUUCUAUUAGAGUGGACGCCCCCUUAAAAGUAAUCGCAACGCAAUCAUCAACAAUGCGACACCGACAAUGCUCAUUACACACAUACAAUGUCACAACUUGCCUUCUUCUGCUAUCGCUGCUAAUAGCUGCGCCCAUAACUUCAAGCGCCGCCAGACACUCGCGGUCGGACUUAGUUGGCAAUGAAAAAUCAGGUGGCAAAGCUACAGGAGCAACAGCCAAAGCUGCCAGCUACCAAGCGCUUAGCAGCGAAGAAAAGCAAGACGUUGGCAACCCAGUAGCGAUUGUCACAAGUAUAGCCAAUAAAACUACAAAAGCAGACUCAUUGGUGGCGUUGGAAAAUAAUAAAGAAGCCAGUUCUGCACAAAGUGAAGACAAUUCAAAAGCGAUUGAGCAGUUGCAGCAAGAAAACAAGGAAUUACAAUUAGAUAUUGGUGAUGAAGAUAUAGAAUUCGCCGACAAAGGCGGCGAAGACAAUGAUAUUGCCAACGAUCAAGACAGCAAUUUUCGAGAAUGUGACAAAGAGCUAAUUGGUUUCGAGAUUAUUACCGGUUAUGUCUUCUCGGCUCCCGGAAAGUUGUUAACGUCUAUGCCAGGUACACUGAUGUUGACGGACUGCUUGGACGCCUGUCGCAAGGAUACAGCUUGUCAUGCGGCAAAUUAUGAGACUGGCUUAUGUGUACUCUUCUCGGCGAAUGCGGAUAAGUUGCCAGGAGCUCUUGCCAAGUCGCAAUUCCCCGUUUUUACUCUUUAUGCCCAAAAAUCCUGCCUCAACCAACGCCCUUGCUCUCGCGCCUGGUAUAUCGAUCGCGUUCAGGGCAACAAAUUAAUUGGCUAUACGAAGCGCAAGUUCCCAGCAGAAACUCGUCAUGAUUGCAUACAGUUAUGUUUGAGUCAAGCGGAGUUCACAUGCAGAUCGGCCAAUUUCGAUCGCAUUACAAAAAGUUGUGAACUCUCCGAAAUGGAUCGCAUGACGCUGAGCGGCUCGAGCGCAUUCCAGCAGCAAGAUACUGUCGAUUAUCUGGAGAAUAACUGCGCCGAUGAGCCAAAUAAAUUGUGUGAAUUCAAGCGCUUACCCGGACGCAUAUUGAAAACGGUGGAUUCGGUAUAUCAGGAUAUUGGCAGUUUUGAUGAGUGUCGUGAUUUAUGUUUGAAUGCGCCAUACAGAUGCCACUCGUACGACUAUGGUGACACUGGUGAUAUGGUUUGUCGUCUCUCACAUCACAGUCGCAUCACACUUAACGACGUGCAAGAUCCUUAUCUGGCUGUACCUGAAGCGACGACCUACGAACUUUCAUCUUGCUACAAUGUGACCAUCGAAUGCGGUGCGAUGGACAUGAUUGCGCGCAUACGCACUUCCAAACUCUUCGAUGGUAAAGUAUACGCAAAGGGCUCGCCUAAAUCUUGUGCUAUGGAUGUGAAGAACUCAUUAGAAUUUGAGCUGCGCAUGGGCUAUCAAAAUCUCGAAUGCAACGUGCGUCAAAGCAACACCGGUCGCUAUAUGAAUGAUGUGGUGAUACAACAUCACGACACCAUUGUGACCUCCUCCGAUUUAGGUUUAGCUGUGACGUGUCACUAUGAUUUGACGAACAAAUCGGUGUCGAACAAUGUGCUGCUAGAUAUUAAGGACGACUUCGAGCCUGCUUUGAGCGAAGAGGUGAUCGUCGAUUCGCCAAAUGUGUUAAUGAAGAUCACGUCACGUGAUGGUAGUGAUGUGCUGCGCACAGCAGAAGUUGGUGAUCCGUUAGCACUGAAAUUCGAGAUACUGGAUGCGCAAAGUCCUUACGAAAUAUUUGUGCGUGAGCUCGUGGCCAUGGAUGGUAGUGAUAAUGCCGAGAUUACGCUGAUCGAUUCGAAUGGUUGUCCCACCGAUCAAUUUAUAAUGGGUCCGAUUUACAAGAGUUCGACUUCGGGUAAAGUUUUACUCGCACAAUUUGAUGCCUUCAAGUUCCCAACGUCCGAGUUGGUACAAUUUCGCGCCUUGGUCACACCCUGUAUGCCAACUUGCGAACCUGUGCAAUGCAACCAAGAGGAUAUCGGCGGUGAAUUGAAGUCAAUGAGUUCGUAUGGGCGCAGACGACGUGCCUUAAAUGUAACAGCAUUUGAGGGUUCUGUGUACACCAGCCACGAGCUGCAACAACAACUACAAGAAGAACAACAUCAACAACUCAUAAGCCGACAACGACUUUUACGCCUGCGCAGUAAACGUGCCGCAGUUGCCUCCACCUCGACCAGCCAACCUAGUCAAGAGGACAUGUUGUUGGUGCAAUCAAUACAGAUUACCGACAAAUUCGGCUUCGAUAAGCAGCGCCAACAGAAGCACACCAAAACCUCCACGAAUGAUGACAACGAGAAGACGCUCAUCGGCGGCAAUGCUGAAUUAGGAUAUUGUGUUAAUGCGAUCGGUCUCAUAUUAGCUCUCACUGUUUUUCUGCUGACACAAUUGGCUAUAAUCGCUGUUUGGAGCCACUUGCGUCAGCGACGACGAAAGCCCGCUAUUAGAGAAAAACCCAGCAGUUCGAAAGUUUAUGCCACUCGUGGUGGCAACUCUACAAAAAGCUCAACAGCAAUACGCAAAAGUUCUUCAAGCACGCGAACAGAGUCGCUGUGCAAAGUUUACGAUCGAGCUUUCGACGGACGACAUGGACGGCAAUUUUAAUUUGAUAUACGUUAUUUCUUCAAAAAACUCGGUAUAAUGGAUUAAAUGUUGAAUAAUAACUUUUGAGUAAUGUUAUGAUUUAAAGACGAAAAAUCACAUAAGCGAAUUAAAAGAGAGAUAGGCAGCAAUAGCUAAAAAGGUUUAACAUUUUAUUUAAUAUUUAAUCGAAUCGUUUGAAAUAUAACGAAUACACUCACAUGCAUUUUAAUUUUACUUUUUAUUAUAAAUGCCAUGAAUUCUUAAUUGAUUUGAUUAUUGACCGUGUGUUAGUCAUAUUAAUAGGCGUUUCGGACAGCCACUUAAAUCAGUCAGUCAGCAAUUUUCACAAAAUAUUGUUAGUAUAAAUGAGACGUUAAUUGAUUAAAUUAGUGGCUUGUCUGAAUUGCCUAUAAGUAUGAUUGUCCUAAAUACAGACAAUUAAGAAAUAUUUUAUUGCAUUUAUUUUUAUUGAAAUAAUUUAUGUCCGUUUAGUAGAAAACUUGAACUUACUGAAAUUUACAUAAAGUGAAACAUAUAUUAAGCCUAAAUAUAUACUACAUUUUAAUUUAGUCGAUUAAGUGAAAACUGU